ACUAUCGACUCAUAGGGGCGACAAUAGUCAGUCUAUUUUGUCAUGUUCGGAUAAUCCAGCGUUAGUCCAUUGGAUGAACCAAAUUCGCAGCUCACCUGGGGGCGUUAAUGAGAUAGCCGAUUAAAGAUCCCGAAACCCCAGGAGACACGCGGUGACCCGGUCCCAUACAAAUCAAAACUCUCCGGCUCGUUACGGUUACAGUGUACGGGCCACGGCAUACUCGGAGAUGGAUAAGUAUUUUGGAGUGGAGGCGUUGGCCAUGCAAUGGGAGUCUCGAGAUUGGCCAAUUUGCCCCCAGUCUGGAAUGGUUCUUCAACGACUAAACCGGAUUGAGAAGGCUAUCCUCACGUGCCAAGCAACCGUCCCAUUGCCACUGCCCCACAAUUCGCUCUCGAAAAGGUUCCUUACAUACUCCCCACGGCCCACUCGUCAAUGACAAGUCCAGUUCCCGAACUCGCUACCCUUAUGCAUAAACUCAAGAGGGAGAUCGCAAUGAUAUUGAUUCAUUCGAGCUAACUUGCGGUCGUUGCUUCUUAUCAAACCACCAAAGCACUACGUUAACCAUGAAAGCAUUGGUGUGUCGAGUCUGCCAGAAGGCCUUCUCGAAGGCUGAGCAUCUAAGGAGACAUGAACGUUGCCACACGGGAGCCAAGCCAUUCGUGUGCAAAGAAUGUCGUCGACCUUUCGCCCGCCAAGACGCUCUUGCGCGCCAUGAGAAAUUGCACAUUAGGGCUGCAGCCAACGCUAAGCUUCCUCAAGAGCAGCAUGUACACGAGAUCCCCCAACCUGCUUCUCUCGAGGCUCUCCCGCCAUGGGACACCACGAGAGCCCCUGUAGAUGCCGCAGUAACAGUGCCUGCACCAAAUCAGACAUGGGAUACUUCACAACCCGAGCAAAACCCUGGCUUGCAACAUGCAGCAUCCGAUCUUGAUUUUACGCUGAUAUGGCCCGAUUCGGAGAGCCUGUUCCAAAGUAUCAUGUCAUCAGACACAACAGAUCAAUGGCAAAUGCCUUUGGGAGCACUACCCUUCCCACCAGUAGUCCAAGAUGUGAACUCAAUGAGCUUUGGGUCCCCCAAUUCGUUCGACGAUCGUAGCUCUUCAAUAGGCACGAUCCCUUCGGGUGGUAGUCAUCAGGCUGUACGAGAUGUCACAGAAAUGGUGGCAAGCUCUUCCUCUAGUGUGACGGCGGCGAUCAAAGCAACGUCAAUCACAUCUGUGUUCCUGGACGAAUGCCUGCAUAUGUUCUUUGUGCGGUUCAUUCCAACAUUCCCCAUCUUACAUCGGGCUACAUUCGUUUUUCGGGAGUGCACUCAUCCACUUCUUCUAAAUGCUAUGGCUUUGGGAUCCCUGUAUCUGGGUCCCAAAGAUUCAGUUGCAAAAGGGGAAGCGUUAUGGCGGCUGGCACAUACUGCCGUUGCUACUUCGUGGCAAUCGUUAAUCACGCAUCGUGGCCCUUACGAUGCAUGCAAAGGCGUCCAGCUUCUUAUCACUGCCCUUCUAGGCCAGAUAUACGGUGCAUUAUCGAAGAAUAGACUUAUUCGCACCACGAGUCAAGUCUUCCGUCCACUUGGAUUCUUUUGGGCCCGGCAUUGCGGAAUGCUAGAUAGCGAACCUUUUUCCAUGGAUAGUUUGCCAUUCCCCAGCGCGUCAAUGGACGAGAAAGAGCGUCAAUGGCGAACAUGGGCUGCACGAGAGAUUCAACAGCGUGCGUUGCUUGCGUAUCAUGUCCUUGACGGUCUCGUUGCACAGAUGUCUGGUGAUGGUACAUCGACCCGCCAUGUCGCUAAUCCUCUUGUUCUUCCUAGCAGUGAAGCUGCAUUUGAUGCUAGUAACGUGGAUGAAUGGCUAGCACAUAUGCGCUCUCAACGGCCCGAUCAACCAUCUUUUCGGUUGGUCUUCCGCUCUCUUUUCCCUCCAGUUAGUAGCUUUCGGCCUCUAGAUUAUCAGCUUUCUGCCUUCUCCCUUCGGGUCAUCCUUGAAGGCCUACAGUCUCUGGUGUCAGACUCGGACGAGAGUGACCUUGUCGCUGUGGGUGUUCCAGGGCGUUCAGAUGUGAGAAGAGCCCUGGCUCAAGUGCACGAGACAGUCUCCAUGAGCAUUCACCUUUCUGCCGAAGAACGACUCGAAGUCCUUCUCCGUUGGCAUACUAUAUGCCUCGAUACUAUGAUUAACUCGACCGUUCUUUGUAGGCAUGUCUGCUCCUGCUACGACAUUGCGCAACAUGUGUCUGGGGGCUCUCGAACAGUUAAGCCCGGGUUCGAUAUGGCGAAGUGGGUCUGCACUCCUGAUGCACGCCGUGCUUUGCUGCAUGCUAUUGCUAUUCAGGAUAUCAUCGAACAACUUCCACGAGGCCGAGCUCAUGUAAUUCAUAUGCCAAGCUCACUCUUCGCCGCAGUGACAAUCUAUGUCGUGUUCUCGCUCGCGGGAGUCGCAACAAUCCACCUUCCACGGACCAUUGCUUGGCAGGACGCACUUCUUUCACACGCCGAUUUGAACUUGGGAUGUGACAAUAGUCGGGCAUCUACUGGCUCCGAAACAAGGCGGUUUGUUGAAGAAGGCCAAACAGAUUCGCCCCCUGGACUAGGAGCUGUGAGGAACUUGCUUUAUGAGAUGAAUUCAAUGCAGAAGCUGUUCCGCUGUCUCAUAUCUCAGUGGGGCAUUGCUCACGAUAUGGAAGAGAUCGUUAACCAGUGGAUUACCUUGUGUCAUUAGGCAUUCAGGUCCCCUGUAUAAUCUACUCUAUCUCAUUACAGUCCGGCGUUGGUGGCAUUCUCCGAGCGGUUGCAUGGCUUGAACUUUGUUAUAAGGAAACAUAGGUAUAUAGACGUUCUUGCUGUUUGCAUAUAGAAGCGACUCCCUGUGGACGAAUUUAUGUACUGCUACAAUGGAAAGGCACAAUUACUGGAUUCAGUUUCCCAUCCCCACUGUAUAGUUUUCUUUGAGCCCUGAGUGGCCCUUCCUUUCACAAAUCACACGAAACGCGC
Messenger RNA from Aspergillus caelatus, 2986 nucleotides. RefSeq names its product C2H2 type zinc finger domain protein. Gene Ontology annotation, cellular component: chromatin. The record is from RefSeq and is a predicted model, not a curated record. The transcript has 7 exons. The coding region runs from base 564 to 2714 and encodes 716 amino acids. Gene Ontology annotation, molecular function: RNA polymerase II cis-regulatory region sequence-specific DNA binding; zinc ion binding; DNA-binding transcription factor activity, RNA polymerase II-specific. Gene Ontology annotation, biological process: regulation of transcription by RNA polymerase II; DNA-templated transcription. NCBI's taxonomy places the organism in Eukaryota, Fungi, Ascomycota, Eurotiomycetes, Eurotiales, Aspergillaceae.